GGCCCUCACGGUGAGCCGACCCCGCGGUCCAGCUUCUGGGAGCGUAGCCACGGCACAUUGGGCAGGUUCAGGCACAGAGCCAUGCCGAACGCCGGGCGCGGUGCCUGGUGCCGAGGCAGCCGAGGGGAAGGAGGCAGCAGACCUCCCCUCGGUCGUUAUGGGCCCGGUGAGAGUCACGGCAGUCUGAAAGAGUCUCCCUCGAGAAAACCAAAGUUUCAGGGGAGAAACCAGACAAGAAAAGUAGCUCAUAGUGUUUCCAAACCAGAGAACAGUGUUGAUGAGUCCUUUGAGGACUUGUUAUCCAAGUAUAAACAGAUCCAGUUGGAGCUGGAAUGUAUUCGGAAAGAGGAGACCAGGGCUCUGGAGCCUAAAGCCUCCCCUUUCAGAGAGGAGCCACCAGACAACGCUGCCAGUAUUACAGAGACCAGAGCAGUACCUGAACCAGCUCAGGGUCCAGCAGGACCAGAGGAGACCUCAGAGCUGGAGAAGGCCGAGAAGAAAGUCUUCCAUGCAUUCAACAUCAAACCUCUACGUCAGAAACUACCAGCUCCUGCUAAUCUGGACGAGCUGCAGAAGAAAUGGGCUGAGCAAGAGAAAGAAGGUGACGCUGAAAAGCAGGCUAAAGAAGAGGAAAGACAAGAAGAUGGAGCAGAAACCGAACAGAAACCACAAGCAGAGGAGAAGACGAGUUUGAGCUGCAGCGAGGAAACAGACAAAGUUGACAAGGAGAAACCAAAGGCGUAUUUGUGUCACAGGGACUCAUCGAUCUCCAGCGAGGACUCGGCUGUGUCUCCUGACAAGCCGCUGGUGAAGGUGGAAGAGGAGGAGCUGUCAGAGCUGCAGCUGCGUCUUCUCGCUCUGCAGUCAGCUAGUAAGAAGUGGCAGCAGAAGGAGCAGCAGGUGAUGAAGAAGAGCAAAGACCGGAUCUUUAAAGGUGCCCAGGAGAAGAGCUCCAACUCGGGCCCGGGCUCUGGCCCUGCAGCCGCUGCAGCCAGCAGGCAGAGAGUCACCACCAGGUCUGUCUCCUCUGCUGCUGCUGCUGCAGAGAGGAACAGAAUCAGGUCCAUAGUUCUGGAGAGGGACUGGGACAGGACCAAGACUGAACCCAGACCCGCAGACAGAGGUCGAGAAAGACUUUCACAGAGAGAGAGACCAAAGCAGAGCCCCAAACCACCCUUGGAGAGGGGCCAAACUCUGGGAAAACCUUAUAUGAACAAGAAGUUGAGCCCAGGCUCGGCAGCAAAGCAGGCGUUCAGGAAGCAGCAGCUGAGGACGUGGAAGCUGCAGCAGCAGAAUGAGCAGGAGGAGAAACGGCGACAGGAGGAGGAGGAGCGUCGCAAACGGGAGGACGAAAUCCGCAGAAUCCGAGACCUGUCCAACCAGGAUGAGCAGUACAACCGCUUCAUGAAGCUGGUGGGAGAGAAGACAAGGACGCGCAGCAAAUCCAGGGAUCGUGAGUACAGGAAGUCCACAGGUAAACAGGGUCUGGACAUCUCAGGGAGCCUCUACCAGUAUGACAACUAUGAUGAGGUGGCGAUGGAGACGGACAGUGAGACCAGUUCACCAGUCCCUUCACCGACCCACAGCCCGUUCACUGCAGAGGGCACAGGAUGUUUCCCUCAGAUGGUUCUGCAUGUGACUGACUCUGCUCAGUUUGGAAUGGAUUUUUCUCAGCCCUUCCUUUCCCCCAUGCUGUCGGGCGUUCCUCCCCCGCCUCCCCCUCUCCCCCCUCCACCAGAUGAGCUGGAGCCGCCUCCCAAACCUCCCUUUGCUGAUGAGGAAGAGGAGGAGGAGAUGUUGCUGAGGGAGACCUGUCUGAUGUCUAUGGCCAACAAGAGGGUGGGAGUGACUGAGGAGAGGAACUCCAGUGGUCCUCCGUCUCCGAGCUGUCAGCCUCCUGCUGGCAUUCAACAGCCAACCAGAGGAAACCUGAGCACAGUCAGUCUGAACACGGUGUCUCGGUCCAGGGCCAACAAGUUCACCAGAGGACAUCGCGGUCCCCGAGCCCCACUAGUUCUGCCUAGGCACAAGACAGUGGUGGUUUCUCUUAAUGAUUCAGACGACAGCGACUCUGACAUGGAUGCCUCCAGCUCUGCGCAGGCGGUGUUUGGUGGGCUGGAGUUCAUGAUCAAAGAAGCCAGGAGGACCGUCGAGGCAGCAAAGCCUAAAGUAGCAUCAGGAUCUGAGAAAGAAAACAAUCCAGUCAGAACUCCAGAGGCCUUACCUGAUGCCAAGAAGGCUGAGUACCGCCUGCUCGUAGAGGAAAUUGCCAGCCGGGAGAAGCAGAAAAUGGUGAAGGAUCACAGUCUUAGUCAGCGGACCUCCACCUCACCUCCUGUCUCUGAGUCUAUGCUGUAUUCAUCAGUGAAGGCAGCUGCAGAGGUCACGCUGUGUGAAGUCGAGCAGAGACUCAACAAACAUAGAGAACUGCUGCAGAGAGACGAGGCCAUCCUGAGACAUCUGCUGCAGCAGGAGCUGAAGAAGAGAGAGUCUUUGAAGGCUGCUGAGGCCAAAGUGGCCAAACUGAGAGAGCAGCUGCAGGCCUCCGAGAAGAUCGUUAGUGCAAACAGGAUGCUCCUCAAGAAGCUCCAGGAACAGGUGCAUAAUGUUGAACAUAGAGGGUCUACAAAGAAGAGGGGGGCAGAACUGCUGCAGAGAGACGAGGCCAUCCUGAGACAUCUGCUGCAGCAGGAGCUGAAGAAGAGAGAGUCUUUGAAGGCUGCUGAGGCCAAAGUGGCCAAACUGAGAGAGCAGCUGCAGGCCUCCGAGAAGAUCGUUAGUGCAAACAGGAUGCUCCUCAAGAAGCUCCAGGAACAGGUGCAUAAUGUUGAACAUAGAGUGUCUACAAAGAAGAGUGUGGCUGUCAGACUGGAGCGGGAGCUGGCUCAGGCUCAGCUGGCUGCUGGUAGGGGAUUAAAACGCCAAAUGGACUCCAACCAGACCCCGCCCAAUAAGCUGCAGCGUGUAGACAGAGCUCAUUGGGGCUCAGAGUGUCACUUUGUGGAGCUGAUUGCACAGAAACAGCGACUGCAGCAGCUGGAGUCUGAGUACGCCCUCAAGAUCCAGAAGUUGAAGGAGGCUCAGGCCCUGCAGAACAAAGGAGUCCCAUCAGAGCCACCCACAGAGCCACCACUGCGAGACUCUACCCCACCAGGCCUUCAGAUUCAGGUACCACACGACCUCACCCAGGAUAAACUCACUCUGGACAACGAAGACGUCACAGAGGCCGAUGAUCACGAAUCAGAGCCCACACCUGCUCCUGCUAAAGGCCCCCGCCGGCACUCCUUCCGUCAGUCCAGCUGCUCCUUCACCAAACCCAACCUUGAGCAGCUGAGCUCCACUCCAGCCAAAGACGGCAGCAUCAUCAAACCAGGUAAGACUUCGAGCAGCUCCAAGGCUCCUGCUGAGAUGUUUGCAGGGCUGGAUGUGGAUGCGCUAAAGCUGAGGUACCAGCAGCAGGCCCGGCUGGGAGAGGUGCUGCUGAGAGAGCUACAGAACCACGGAGAGGAUGUUGACAACCUGUCAACUGGACAGAUGGUUUUAGUGGAGCUGGAUGCAACAUCGAGUCAGUCGGGGAGCACAGAGCUGAAGCCCGUUCCCUUUGGACCAUAUCACAGCCCGCUGCUAGUCUUUAAAUCAUACAGGUUCAGCCCAUAUUACAGGACCAAGGAGAAGUUAUCACUCAGCUCUGUAACCUACAGCAACACCAUCGAACCAAAGAAGUGUUUCUGUCGGUUUGAUCUCACAGGAACCUGCAAUGAUGAUGAUUGCAGAUGGCAGCACAUGAGAAACUGCACUUUGAGUGGAAACCAGCUUUUCCAGGAUAUCCUGUCGUACAAUCUGUCUCUGAUUGGCUGUUCUGAGAGCAGCUUGGACGAGGACAUCAGAGUCGCCACAGAGAAGUAUAUGAAGAAGUUGUUUGGUGCAAACAAAGACCGUAUGGGAGUUGAUCAGACGGCUGUCCUCCUCGUCAGUAAAGUCAAUGAAAGUAAACGGCACGUUCCUCCGUUCACCACCUGUAAAGACUUGAGGAGGUGGAGGCCGAAGCCGUCAGUACAGAGCAGCCGCAGUCCUGAUGACGACAGCGAGGAGGAAACGGCGGGUGAAAACACUUCACCUGGGAAAUGUGAUGACUGCUCUAAGACCAGCCUGUCUGUCCUGGAUGUGUGUGUUACAUCAGAGGACAAACGUUAUUUUGUCAGUGAGACAGACGAUAUAUCUAAUCUGGAGACCAGCAUCCUAGAGAGUCCUUGUGACACUCAGCUGUGGAUCAAACUGGCAUUCAGAUACCUCAAUCAGAAUGAGACACCUGCAGCCGAGUGUUUGGAGGCUGCCUUGAACACGCUGUCUCGUGCUCUGGAAAGUAACUGUGAAAACCCAGAGGUGUGGAGCCACUAUCUGUCUCUGUUCUCAAGGCGCGGCAGCAGGGAGGAGGUCCAGGAGAUGUGUGAGAUGGCUGUGGAGCAUGCGCCUGACUACCAAGUGUGGUGGAAUUAUCUGAACCUGGAGAGUUCAUUCGAUGGGAAGGACUACGUCUGUGACCGCCUGCUGCAGUUUCUUCUCCCUGAGGCGUCCUCAGUCGUCACAGAGAAACUGUCCUUCCAGCUGAUGGAGGCUCUGCUCUACAGAGUCCACCUCAACCUUUUCACAGGCAGGAUGGAGAGCGCUGUGGCCAUUUUACAGAAUGCCUUGAAAUCAGCACACGACAGGAGUAUAGCUGACCACCUGACAGCCAGUGACCGGGCGUUGGUCUGGCUCUCCUACAUUCACCUGACUGAGUUUGACCAGCUGCCGUCCAGCCUGUACGACCCGGCAGAGUCCGGGCCGUCCAGACUGGUCAGCAGAGAGCCCUUCCUGCUGCCGUGGAGAACGCCACAGGACAUCAGCACACCGCUCGACAUCCUCAUCGCUCUCUUCCAAGAUGCCAUCAGUCGAUGCAGUGAUGCUUCUCUGUCUCAGAGUGAGAGGACGAUGGCCUGUCUGCCUCUUCACACCAACCUCAUCUUCCUAAACAAACUGCUACAGAGGUAUGAUGAGGGUGUUGCUCUGUGCGAGCCUCUGCUGGAGUCAUGUCCCGAGUCGUGCAUCCUGCGAGACGCACUGGCUGACCUCCACAUCAGGCAGGGAAACGGAGGCCAGGCGGUCAGCGUGUGGCUGCACGCUCUGGCCGAGUGUCCCAACAACGCCAAGGUCUUCUACCACUCCUGCAAGUUCCUCAUGGCUCAGGAGCAGUCGAGUGCCAUCGUUCCUCUGUUUCGAGGAUUCAUCCUGUCGCUCUGUGAGGACGAACAGAGUCAGAAAAAACCUGUGGAAGUCCUGCGCCACAUCCUUGGUUUUGCCACAGAGGAGCUCCUGAGAGGUCCAAUCAUCAAGAAGGAGCUGGAGGAGCAGCUCAGUGAGCAGACCCCCUACCUCCACCUGAUUCACUGUCGCUGGCAGUGGCUGUACGGCUCUGUGGAGGAGACGGUGGAUGCCUUUGAGAGAGCGCUGGGAUCAGCCAUGCAGCUGGAAGAGCUUCACACACUGUGGUUGGAUUACCUGGUAUUCAGUUGCAGUCAGCAGAGCCAUGGAGCCCCCAGCUCUCAGUCCAAACUGUUCUCAGAUCUGGUCCAUCGCUGUCUGAGUACUGUCCCGUCUCGACUGGAGGUCCCCUUCAACCCUGCAGAGUUCUGGAGCUGCUAUCGCUUCCACAACAAGGUGGUGACUCUUUACCUGAGGUGCCUGCCACAGUCCCAGCAUGCUCUGGUGCUGGAGAGACUGCGAUACGCCAUGCCCAACAACACUGAGCUGGGCCUGAGGUUGCUGCAUCAGGAGUGGCAGGACGGAAACAUUGAACAUCUGAAAUUCCAGGCCAGGAUGUUGUGCAGUAACUCUCCAAAGUGUUUGGCCAACUGGAAAAUAGCGAUAGCUGUGGAGAGGGAGCUAAAGGAGCGAUCAGAGGUGCGACUUCUCUAUCAGCAAGCCCUCCAAAACCUUCCACUGUGUGCUGCCCUGUGGAAAGAUCGCCUCCUCUUCGAAGCAGCAGAAGGAGGUAACUCAGAUAAGCUGCGGAGGCUGGUUGACUGGUGUCAGCAGGGGGGAGUGACUCUGGUCAUGGGCCGAGCGCAGUGAGAAGACCCCCGACUCCUCCUCCAGCCUCUCGCCUCAGCUAACUGCAAUCAUUACUGUAUCACAAUAAUUAAAGACAUUGGCUGUAGGUGAUUGAGUGACGAGGUAAGACAGACCCCCCACCCCACCUCCAGGACACCCCUGAGUGUCCACAUCAGUGUGGACCUGCUUAUGUCCCGUCAUGUGUACGUAAGUAUCGACCUGCUGAGUGCCGCAGUCUCUCUCUAACUUGCAUCCUCCCUCUGUUUGUAUGUCACUUUUCAUUUAGAGCUCAUUUCCCUCCCUUUUAUUUUAAUUUACCUGAGGGGGGUUUGGGGAGUGGAUGGACCAUGACAUGUCACUGUGGUGUUUGGACUCCCCCCUCCCCCUGUGUGUGUGUGUGUUAGAGGAUGUCUCUCCACCCCCACCAGUAGCCAUGCUGCAACACGUGCACGCUGUCAUUUCUUUGUGUCGCAGAGGAAACCAGGACUUGGUUUUGUUCGCGGAUCAAACUGAAUAUGGUGUUUUGUAUUUGGCUCGCUGCGUCGGUCUGAGAUUGGGAGGGACUGCCCCAGAGACUGAUCCCGGCCGGGCCUGGUGCCAGGAGCACUACUGUUAGACAGUCAGGACUCACUAACAUGCUCUCGUGUGCAAUUUGUCUCUUUUCUUUUUGUCAAAUUCUGCCAUAUAAUGAUUAAAAGAGUAUUAGCAAGGAGAGGAAAACUA
Molecule: messenger RNA, 6813 nt
Organism: Monopterus albus (swamp eel)
Lineage: Eukaryota; Metazoa; Chordata; Actinopteri; Synbranchiformes; Synbranchidae
Gene: zfc3h1
Product: zinc finger C3H1-type containing
Exons: 38
Coding region: 82-6111 (2009 amino acids)
Biological process (GO): RNA processing
Cellular component (GO): exosome (RNase complex); nucleus
Molecular function (GO): protein binding
Source: RefSeq, a predicted model, not a curated record